GAAACGUCUUUACUCUGACCGACUCAAGCACCCCUAAAGCUAAACCCAUUUCUCCGGAAUGUGUGGGGUUUAUGCGGAGCGCAACGGUCUUAGUCUGUCUUCUCUUCUUCUUCUUCACCGUUUCAUUGCUCUGUUUCUCUAUAUCUUACUUCUCUUUUCUCAAAUUCUCAACCUCAACCCAUUUCUCCCUCUGAAUGUUAUUUUUCAUCUCAAAUUUGCCCAUGAAGUCAGUUUUGCUAUUGUGGUUUAGGCCUUUCCUUCAUCCCUUCUUCAGCCUUGCAGUGAAUGAGAGUAGGCUGAGAGUUGCAACAUUGAUACGACCUUUGCAAAAGAAUGCAAUGUCGUCGAGGUUGAAUCGUUCCUCUGUACCUUUAUUCACACAGAAUUCAGAGCCUAGAGGGGCGGGAAGAGGUGUAAGUGUGCGAAGGAAUUCCAAUGAGGCUGUUGUCGAGGAACAUGAUUGUAAAGUGGACAUUCAAAGUUUUAGGGAUGACCCGUCGAAAAUUGAAGCUAUGACAGUCCAAAAAUUGAGAAUGACAUUAAGAAGCGUGGGUCUUCUAGCCAAAGGGCUUAAGCGUGACCUUGUAGCUGCACUGCAAAGCUUUGUGGAGAAUGGAACAGUUGGUGGUUUUAUUGAUGCAGUAGAAAAUCAGAGCACACAACAGACAGAGAGAAAUUCUAGUGUAUCAGCUUCUUAUGGUGACACUGUGAAAGCUGAAACAAAAAUCUUAACACCAAAGAAGAGGCAGUCAGCUGAAUCUGACAGGGUUUCAAGUGGUGCAAUAGGCAGUAACCCAUCUAGCAGAAAGAUAAAUGGAUCCUCAGAAGUUGUUUCCAGCAUUGUAAAGCAAGAGGAUGGAGUAGAGGGGAUGCAAAAUGAACCAUGGGCUGUUCUUGCUCAUAAGAAGCCUAAAAAAGGUUGGAUCCCGUAUAACCCAAGAAUCAUGAGGCCUAAACCUCUUUCCAAGGAUACAAAAUCUGUGAAAAUUUUAUCUUGGAAUGUCAAUGGGUUAAGAGCCUUACUUAAGGGGUCUUCAGCAGUGGAACUUGCUGAAAGGGAAGAUUUUGACAUAUUGUGCUUACAGGAGACCAAAUUGCAGGAAAAGGACAUACUAACUAUUACAAAAUCUCUCAUGGAUGGAUAUCAUUAUACCUACUGGACAUGCAGCGUUUCUAAACUUGGUUAUUCUGGAACUGCAAUCAUAUCCCGGAUAAAACCAAUUUCAGUUAGAUAUGGUUUAGGCAUAUCAGAACAUGAUGGUGAAGGGCGGGUUGUGAUGGUGGAGUUUGAUUCUUUCUUUUUAUUGAAUGUUUAUGUUCCUAAUUCUGGAGACGGAUUGAAGAGACUGUCAUACAGGAUUACCGAGUGGGAUCCAUCUCUCAGUAACUAUAUGAAGGAGUUGGAAAAGUUGAAGCCCGUGAUUUUGACUGGUGAUCUAAAUUGUGCUCAUCAAGAGAUAGACAUCUAUAAUCCUGCGGGAAACCGAAAAAGUGCUGGUUUCACCAUCGAAGAAAGGCAAUCAUUUGAGACCAACUUUCUGGAAAAGGGGUUUGUUGAUACUUUUAGACAAAAGCAUCCUGAUGUUGUUGGCUAUACAUAUUGGGGUUAUCGUCAUGGUGGACGCAAAACAAACAAAGGAUGGCGGCUGGACUAUUUUCUUGUAUCAGAUAGGAUGGCAGAGAAGGUACACGACUCUUACAUACUCCCUGAUGUGGGAGGUAGUGAUCACUGUCCCAUUGGCCUUGUUCUCAAGCUUUAGCCUUGCUUCUCCAAAAAAAAAAAAAAAAAAAAAAAAGAAAAGUAAAGAAAGAAGAAAGGAAAAGAAAAGGAAAACCCUUCCACUUUAUGAACUAGCGCUCACUUUGGCAGUCAAUAUAUAGACCUUUUUGUUUC
Cucumis melo (muskmelon) is the source of this 1894-nucleotide messenger RNA. RefSeq names its product DNA-(apurinic or apyrimidinic site) endonuclease, chloroplastic. Gene Ontology annotation, biological process: base-excision repair. NCBI's taxonomy places the organism in Eukaryota, Viridiplantae, Streptophyta, Magnoliopsida, Cucurbitales, Cucurbitaceae. The record is from RefSeq and is a predicted model, not a curated record. The transcript has 12 exons. The coding region runs from base 195 to 1760 and encodes 521 amino acids. Gene Ontology annotation, cellular component: nucleus. Gene Ontology annotation, molecular function: double-stranded DNA 3'-5' DNA exonuclease activity; phosphoric diester hydrolase activity; endonuclease activity.